This is a messenger RNA of Conger conger (European conger), 1521 nucleotides long. Its product is annotated as V-set and immunoglobulin domain-containing protein 1-like. The record is from RefSeq and is a predicted model, not a curated record. Gene Ontology annotation, biological process: maintenance of gastrointestinal epithelium; epithelial cell morphogenesis. The transcript has 7 exons. Gene Ontology annotation, cellular component: plasma membrane. Lineage: Eukaryota; Metazoa; Chordata; Actinopteri; Anguilliformes; Congridae. The coding region runs from base 108 to 1079 and encodes 323 amino acids.
GUUCGGUUUGAUAAGCGUAGCUAGGACAAAAAUCAGAUUCUGCCGGGGCGACACACUGGACCAGGGAGUUAGAAGAGGCUGCCGCCGUUCCAGAAAAGUGAUUAAAAAUGUUUGCUUUACAGCUGAGCUGUGCGAUGCUCUUCUGCUUCGUGGGCUGUGCUGAUUUACUGACGGUAAUAACUCCCCAGAAGUCGGUUAACGUGACAAGCGGGGGGAAUGUGUCUCUGGACUGCACCUUCAACACCAAUGCGGCCACCACCAACCUCAACAUCCAGUGGGCCUUCAACCCCAAAUCCAGCAUGAUUCCUCAGCAGGUUUACUACUACAUAUCAGGAAAGGCUGUCGUCCAGGGCAAGUUUGAGGGUCGAGUGAAGGAGCCCAUGUUCCCAAACGUCACAAAGAACGCGUCCAUAACCAUCAGCAACAUGAAACCGUCUGAUUCAGGCAUCUACAGCUGCGAGGUCCACAACUUCCCCGACGCAGAGGGCAAGACAGAGGGGAACAUCAUCGUCAAUGUUUUAGAGAAGCCGUCCACCGCCUUCUGCGGGGUCCAUGGCACCGUGGAGUCGGGUCACCUGGUCUCCCUCACCUGUCAUACAGAGAGGGGAAACCCCACCCCCACCUUCACCUGGACCAAGCUCGACCAGGGCAAGGCCAGGAGCGCUCGCGGGGCCGCAGAUAUUGAUUCAGGAACGAUGUACAUCAGAAACCUGUCACAGUUUGAGUUUGGGGAGUACCGGUGUAACGCCUCCAACAGUGUGGGGUUUUCCAUCUGCACAGUUGAACUUACAGAAGAGCUGGGGGAUGGGGCCAUCGCGGGGGCGGUGAUCGGCUCCGUGCUGGGGGCCUGUCUGGUGGUCGCCCUGGUCUGGUUCGUCACACACAGGCUGAAGAAGCGGAAGUACGCGGCAGGAAAGGCAGCCGCUGCCACGGAGAUGCAAGCCCAGCCAGUGAGCAGCGACUCGGUGAAGUACGCCAGCCUCCCCACCAGAGACGGUGCUCACCAGGGCUCUGCCAAAGCCGUGCCCCCCCCACAGGACCCCACGGCCCACAGCCAGGAGGGGGACGCAGAGGCGUAGGGGGGCCGGUCAGCAGGGGGACCUGACCUUAACUACACACUCAUAACCACAACCAAAACCAAACUACACGCACCAAUCCACAACCAAAACCAAACCACACGCACCUAUCCACAACCAAAACCUUAACCACACAUUCCUAAUCACAACCCACACCCAAACUACACGUUCCUGUCAACAAUGUAACAAAACCCAAACCACACAGGCCUCUCAGCACCCAGACCCAAACCACACGCAUUUCCCGACCAAAUCCUGACCCAAACCACACACACCUUUCCAAACCACACAUGCCUCUCAGUAGAAUAUUUCACUCACGUUCCUGACAGUUUCCACAUGAUCCAAAGUAAAAGAUUGUUCAGUGGAUUGAAAUAUUAUCGGACCUGGUUUGACUAAUAGUCAUUCUGAUAGUCCUGAUCUUAUUUCUGAAGUAGGUAGAAAAGUUCAU